AUGUGUUUUGUACAGGGCGGUUCUCGCGUGCCGGCACAGCAGCUUGUGGUAACCUUGGACGGACGCGUGGCCAUUGAUACGCUGCAUGGUGUGGGCCGACGGGCGAGCAGAGAAAGCCAGGGACUGAUACGCGAGAAGAGCACGUCCGGUACUGGGAGGGCUGAGGCGUUGGGUGGCGCCAGUGGAGAGUCGUUGGGACGCAAGCAAUGUGAAGGCCAGCAGACACAGUUGACUGCGCUAGGCCAGGUCGCAGCAGAGCCAGCGCUGAGACACGGAGAUGCGGACAAGACACGGGCUGAGCCAAUGAGAGGCGGCAGGCGGCUCUACACCGAGCGCGCAAAAGACACCACAGGCGCGAGGCGGCGCGUCGGUAGGCGGGGAGACAGCAGGCACUGCGGCGGAGGAACGGGCUCUACGGGCUCCACGCGAAGAGAAGAGGGUACCUGCGCAAACCACGGCCGACCGUCGCGGGCUCAGCCGGGCGGCAGGCUGCGGCCACGAGGGGCUGCUGUGAUGGCCACUGCUCAUCACAUCCCAUCCUGCCCACCCUCUCUCCCACCCCAGGCGAGCGAGCGGGCGGACGGGCAGGGUGACGCGCAAAAUGCAGCUGGUGGCUGA
Messenger RNA from Bipolaris maydis ATCC 48331, 618 nucleotides. The record is from RefSeq and is a predicted model, not a curated record. Lineage: Eukaryota; Fungi; Ascomycota; Dothideomycetes; Pleosporales; Pleosporaceae.